CCACCAACCAAAACUACCCCCCCUUUGCAAGUCAACAGACCGACUUUUUCCACAACCUCAUAACACUUUCAAGAUCGCGAGACUUAUUCCUGUCCUAACGCACAUCCCUUUGAAUAACGCGAAAAAUGGCGAACGCAACCAAGGUUUUCUCCCUCGAGGGCAAGGGCAUCAAGUUCAACACCGCCGAAGAUGUAGAACCUCACAUCAAAGCUCUCCGCGAGAUGGACGACGUGGAGGAGGUGCGCCUUCAAGGCAACACCGUCGGAAUCGAAGCCGCCGCCGCCUUCGCUGACGUUUUCCGCACCAAGAAGACUCUCCAAGUCGCCAACCUCGCCGACAUCUUCACCGGCCGCCUCCUCUCUGAGAUCCCCACCGCCCUCUCCUCCCUGCUCACCUCCCUCCUCGAGCUCCCCAACCUCCACACCGUAAACCUCAACGACAACGCCUUUGGCCUGAACAUGCAAGCGCCCCUCGUCGCCUUCCUCUCCUCACACACACCCCUUCGCCACCUGUACCUCAACAACAACGGCCUCGGCCCCCACGCUGGAAUCAUGGUCGCCGAUGCGCUGUCCGAGUUGCACGCCAAGAAGGUCGCCGCGCGCGCGGCAGGCACCGAUGUCCCAGAUCUCGAGACUGUGAUCUGUGGCCGUAACAGACUUGAGAGCGGGUCUAUGCUCGCGUGGGCCAAGGCGUUCAGCUUGCACACGGGCGUUCAGGAGGUGAAGAUGGUGCAGAAUGGGAUUCGUACUGAGGGGACUGUGCACCUGAUCUCCGACGGUUUGCGCCACGCUAAGGGCCUCCGCGUGCUUGAUCUGCAGGAUAACCUUUUCACAAUUCUGGGAGCGAGAGCGCUUGCCAAGGCUGUAACGGGAUGGGAGGAUAUUGAGGAGAUUGGAGCGAGCGAUACGCUUUGGGGCGCUAGGGGAGGUGUGGUGUUGGCGCAGGCGUUGGCGGGUGGCAAGAACAAGAAGUUGCAUACGUUGAGGAUGCAGUAUAAUGAUAUUAACGCGAAGGGGCUGAAGGUGUUGACGGAGACGAUUAAGUUGGCGCUGCCGGCGAUGAAGAGGGUGGAGUUGAAUGGGAAUAAGUUCUCGGAGGAUGAUUGGGCGCUUCAGGAGCUGAGGGAGCUGUUGGAGGAGAGGAAGGAGAAGUUUGGGGGAGAUGUGGUGGUUGAAGAUGAUUGGGGAAUUGAUGAGUUGGAUGAGCUUGAUAGUGAUGAGGAAGAGGAGGAAGAAGAAGAGGAGGAGGAGGAAGAGGCUGAGGAGAGGAGAGAGAAGCUGAUUGAGGAGCAAGAGGAGGCUCAAGAAGAGCCGGUGAUCCAGAAGAAGGAUAAGGAGGUGGAUGAGUUGGCGGAGGCGCUGGCUAAGAAGGUUGAGAUCUAGACGAGACAGGCAUUCGAAGAUGAGAAGUAGAUACAGGCAUACGAUGAAGGGUCCUGAUGGCGUUGUGUAAAUGUCGGUGUUGGUUUGGCCAGGAGAUGGGGCCUUUUUUGCGUUUAGCGUAGAUGAAAUGCAUAUAUCAUAAAAUUCAACAGACGCGAGCGCAUCAGGA
This is a messenger RNA of Pseudogymnoascus verrucosus, 1551 nucleotides long. RefSeq lists its product as uncharacterized. The coding region runs from base 126 to 1382 and encodes 418 amino acids. The transcript is spliced from 2 exons. Lineage: Eukaryota; Fungi; Ascomycota; Leotiomycetes; Thelebolales; Thelebolaceae. The record is from RefSeq and is a predicted model, not a curated record. Gene Ontology annotation, biological process: nucleocytoplasmic transport; activation of GTPase activity. Gene Ontology annotation, cellular component: perinuclear region of cytoplasm; cytosol; nucleus. Gene Ontology annotation, molecular function: small GTPase binding; GTPase activator activity.